Linum trigynum is the source of this 2688-nucleotide messenger RNA. The record is from the annotation of a GenBank genome assembly. NCBI's taxonomy places the organism in Eukaryota, Viridiplantae, Streptophyta, Magnoliopsida, Malpighiales, Linaceae.
GAACAUACAGAUUUUGUAGUUUAGACAGUUAUUUCCACACGCUUUGUUAAGAAAACAAUAUCCCAACGGUGCCAACAGCUCAUCAACUCAUUAUUUUUAUAAAUAUCAAACUAGCUUGUCCAGUCAGCAUACAUGUGGUCGGCCAAAAAAGUCCUUGAUUACCUAGUUAAUAAUAAAAUAAUAUAAUUAAACAACGGCCACAAAUGGCGGCCAGUUGUAAAUUAAACAUAGUGUCACAUUCAUGAACCCCUCGCCGUCAUACUUUCUAUAUAUAUACUAUACUAGAUAAUCAAUUCUUUCAAUACCUCUGCCAAAUUAACACAACCAUUCACCGAUGAAACCACCGGCGGCCAGCUCCCACGAUGUCUUCCUGAGCUUUCGCGGCUCCGACGUCCGAAACACAUUCGUCGACCAUCUAUACGCCGCGCUUCGCCGGAAAAGGGUCCGGCCGUUCAAGGACGACGUCGACCUAGGCCGCGGCGAGAGCGUGAGGGAGGGCAUUUCGCGGGCCAUCGAGGGCUCGAGCUUCUACGUCGUCGUUUUGACGCGUAACUACGCUUCCUCGGCGUGGUGUUUGGAUGAGCUUGUGAAAAUCAUGCGUUGCUCUAGUAGGGACAACCACAACGGUGGCGGCGGCGGUGGGAAUAACACUACUUUCCCGAUCUUCUACCAUCUGUCGCCGGACGAUGUGUCCGACGUCGGCUGCUAUUACAAGGAUGACUUCGAUCGGCACAAGAGGCGGUACACGUAUGAGAGAGUGGACGGCUGGAUUCAGGCGCUUGCGUGGGUCGUCGGCGUUGCCGGCUGGGUCGUCACUAACCUGCAGUACGUAUGUACGUGAAAGCAUGCAUGCAUGCAUGCAUGUUUUGUUGUCGUGUUCUAUGGAUAGUUGGAAACCUUACGUAAAUCCAUGCAUGCAUGUUGUCACGUGACGUCUAUUUCUUAAUUUAUUUACUGUUUACGUUAACCAAGAAUUUUUCUUCAGGUAAAUUUAGUCAUUUGACGUUCGAAUGCUGAAAUUAAAUUUUGUUAUAAUAUUCUUCCAGAACUAGUUCGGACACUUUUUCCUCCGUGCCCAAAUUCAUCAUAAUUAUUUUAGAAGAUACUAUGUAUUUCUACCCAAAAAAAAAAAAGAUGUCGUAUAUGAAAUUCAUUUGGAAGAUCUAUCAAAUUUACUUACGAUGUAAUAUACCCUUCUACUAAACAUUUUUAUCAACAUGUCUACACACUAUUUCUAACAUCAUGUUCCUGCACUUUGAAUAAUUAGCAAACACGGUACUUUUGCCAAAAUUUUGACCCAAAAAUAGUCAACCACGGUUGAAUCGAUAUUCAAGCGACAUGACAACGGCAAAAUGAGAGGGAAAAUAUUGGUUUUGUCUCUUUAUUUAUUUCUCUAUGUCUCGUUAAAGGGGAAGGUAUUGGGCUAUACAAAAGAAAUAUAAAGAAAUAUUAUAGUGAAAUUUUUAUGUAUAUUUUUUACACUUGUGUUGCUCAAAUAAAGUUCGACCGUGUUACUGUUUUUUUAUGAAAUUUUAACAUACUGGCAUAUUUGAUCAUCUUUUCAAAGUAUGCGUUCAUAUUUGAUGUAAAAAAAUAAUAAAGCAUGUUUCAUAAUAAAACUAUAAAACUGUAUUAUAGAGAUAUUAAUUAUUAUACCUAUAACCCUUUACUUUAUCAUUCCUUAAUUGACUUGAUUUGCUUUAUCGUAGAUUGAGGGUUACUCACAUCUUUUGUUUUUUUCGUACGUAUAAAUUCUACUGUUAGGGGUUAAAGAAGUAUGGUCUGUAUAUAGUUCACUUAUUUUAGUUUAGGGUUUCAUCGGUGAUCGGUCAUUGCAGAAUAAUAUUGAGCAUAAAAGUUCCGAAUAUGUUAUAAAAUAAUCGAAUUUUAUAAUUUCAAAAUAAAUAAAUAAAUAAAUAAAUAUAUAUAUAGAUGCCUACUUCGGUACACUCACUUUGAAUGCACCCAACUCUAAAAAUGGUCAUAAUACAUCAAAUUUUAAAAUUUAAUAGGUAGCAUUAGUCUAAUAUGACGAUAUAACACAGAUUCGCAAAUAAUCAAUCCAUUACCCUAACCUAUUAACCUUCAAUUUUGAAUCCCAACCCAAAAUCCAAAAUUGUAAACCCUAACCAUAAAUUUCUAAAGCCUAAAUCAUUCAAAUUAAAGUGAAUCUUGAAUGAUUUUUGUACAAAUUCAUGUGGUUCUUGUUCAUCAUACCACAAGUGAUGAUUGAAAUAGUUUUCACAUGAAUCGCCUGCUCAGAAUGACGGUUAUGAGGCGGGUGCAUUGAUUGUACCAAAAAAGUGAGUUCACCAAAAACAUAACUAUAUAUAUGUAUAUAUAUGUGGUGGUGUUUUCAGUGCACUCACUUUUUUGUGUGCAUUCAAUGCACUCGCCUCAUAAUCGUCAUUCUGAACAUGUGAUUCGUGUCAAAACGGUAUCAAUCAUCGCUUAUGAUAUUAUGAAUAAGAAACACAUGAAUUCGUACGGAAAUUAUUUAAGAUUUAUUUUAAUUUGAAGGAUUUAAGGUUUAGGGAUUUAUGGUUAGGGUUUUGGUUUUUAUUUUGGGGUUUUGGUUUGGAAUUCAAAAUUGAAGGUUAAGGGGUUAGGGUAAUGGACUGAUUAGUAGUGAUUCUAUUUUAUAUCAUCAUAUUAUACUAAUGCUGGCAAUUAAAAUUCAAAAUUUUA